Choloepus didactylus (southern two-toed sloth) is the source of this 843-nucleotide messenger RNA. Its product is annotated as patatin-like phospholipase domain-containing protein 5. Lineage: Eukaryota; Metazoa; Chordata; Mammalia; Pilosa; Megalonychidae. The record is from RefSeq and is a predicted model, not a curated record. Gene Ontology annotation, molecular function: triacylglycerol lipase activity. Gene Ontology annotation, biological process: triglyceride catabolic process; lipid homeostasis. Gene Ontology annotation, cellular component: cytoplasm; membrane; lipid droplet.
AUGUGGGGGGAGGCAGGCAUCCUGGGGGUCAGCAUCAUCCAGCCCCCACUGCAGUGCUACAUCGACGGGGCUCUGAGCAACAACUUGCCCCUCGAGGACCCUGACUCCACCAUCACUGUGUCUCCCUUCCACGGGACCAUGGACGUCUGUCCCCGGAGCACGUCGGCCAGCCUGCAUGAGCUGAACGCCUUCAGUGCCAACUUCCAGAUCUCCACCAAGGACUUCUACCUGGGGGUCAUCUCCCUCUUCCCCCCCAAGCCUGAGGUAGUGGCCGACCACUGCAGACAAGGCUACCCGGAUGCCCUGAGGUUCCUGGAGCGGUGCAGACUCACCAAGGAGCCAGUGCUGUGAACUUUGGUGCCUGAGGAGCCCAUGUCCCCAGCUGUUGGGACCCAGGAUGCCGGCCAUGACCAAGACGAGAAGACAGGCCUGGCUCUGAACUGGGCAGUGCCCAAUGUGGUGGUCAAGGACACGCCCAACUUUGAGCAGCUUUCACCGGAGCUGGAGUCCGCAAUGAGGAGAGCAUGUGAGGGGGACCUCAGCAUCUGGACCUGCUUCUCCCAGUCACGACCAGUGUGGGUGCUGAAGUACCUGUUGCUACCCUGCACACUGCCCUUUGAGUAUGUCUACUUCCACAGCAGAAGGGUUGUGGCCUGGCUGCCCAAAAUGCCUGUGGACCUAGGCUGGCUGUGGGGCCUGCUGAGAAUCUGGGCCCUCGACUUCUAUCCCAGGAUGAAGGCCUGGCUCAGGCCAGUCAGGUCCCUGGAAGUGGGGCCCCUCCAGCCUGGAGGAGCUCCUCCUGCAGCAUCGACCCUAGAGCCUCUGGAUGCCCAUCGGGCCUGA